Drosophila serrata is the source of this 1795-nucleotide messenger RNA. RefSeq names its product Cdc20/fizzy protein cortex (gene cort). NCBI's taxonomy places the organism in Eukaryota, Metazoa, Arthropoda, Insecta, Diptera, Drosophilidae. Gene Ontology annotation, biological process: positive regulation of anaphase-promoting complex-dependent catabolic process; anaphase-promoting complex-dependent catabolic process; positive regulation of ubiquitin protein ligase activity. Gene Ontology annotation, cellular component: anaphase-promoting complex. The record is from RefSeq and is a predicted model, not a curated record. Gene Ontology annotation, molecular function: ubiquitin ligase activator activity; anaphase-promoting complex binding; protein binding.
AAUAUUAACAAAAUAAACUAUAAUGUGAGGGUAUUGAAUAGUUUAGUUGAAUAAUGCAAACGGACUGCUAAAGGUGUUCUAACUGUAACUCUCUCUACCUUGGAGGGGAAAGACAUUAGAUAUAGAUUGAGUAAGAUGGCGCUGUCCCAUCAGUAUUAUUUUAAUGUUCGUCGAGAUGAGUGUGUGCGAUACUCCCAGUAAGAAUUCAAAAAUGGACAAGAAGUCCCUGACGCCUUUCAAGAAAGUGCGCCGUAAAAAUUGGCAGCAGGAAACGGCGGCCUACAAAAAUGCAAAGACCAAGGGUCAGGUGCUCUGCCACAGCAGCGGUGACAGGUUUAUACCUAAGCGAUUCCAGCAGGAUGGCAUUGACCACAAUCUAAAGUUUAUUGGCCAACGCGAAGAACGGGAUAUUCUGGAAACGGGCGUUCUGUGGACGGCCAGCUAUUGGCGGCAGAGUGGCUUCAUCUCAGCCAUCAAUAGCACUUUCGGCAUUCAGGAGCGCCGCCUGUUGCAGUUCAGCAGUUUGCAGGGCACAUCACCAGAAGCUGUGUCUAGUGGAUCUGCAGACUUUGAUUGGCCAUGCAAUCCGAGACCACGCCCGAUUGCCAUUCAGAAUGCCACCCAUGAGAUGCCAGGCAUUGUCAGUCCCGUUGACUACAAUAUGAUGGACUGGUCGCCCAAAGACAUGGUGGCCGUCUCAACCGGUCAGGACAUCAUGCUAUGGCACAACCUUGACGAGACCACCAUGAUAUUCAGUGUGGACUCACCGACUGCGCUGAGGUACUCGCCGAAUGGCAAGUACCUUUCCAUUGGCUGCUUCGAUGGAAACUAUCCAGUCCUGGACCUCUGGGAGGUCAAGACAAGCAUGGAAUUCGAGGUCUCCUAUCGCAAGUUCUUCCUCAAGUCGAUUGGAUGCAUAACCUGCAUCGAAUGGUCACCCGACGGCGAACAGAUUCUUUGUGGCACCAUGAGCGGGGGAAUCAUGGUGCUUGCCCUGCCCAAGCUUAGAUCACAGCUGAUUCGCGAGCAUCGCCGGAAGGUCACCAGCAUUAAGUUCAGCCCGACUCAAAAGUAUUUUGCAUCUAGCGACACGAGCGGCACCAUUUACAUAUUUGAUGGGGCUCUAAAGAAGCGCCUUCUGCGGCUGCGUGGCAGAUCUGUUGUCUUUGACUGGCAUCCCUGGACAGGCGAGGAUAUGGUCGUGGCGGAACGUCGUCCGGCCUCCAUAUUCAUCCUAAACAUCCCACGCCGACAGUUUGUUGCCUCGUACAAGCGCAGGGAUGACAGGAUCACCAUUAAAACGGUUACCUUUAGCAAGAUAACGGGCGAGUUGCUGGUCAACGUCCUUAGGCGAGUAUCACCAGAUGACAUGGAUUGUGUGACGUGUGAGAUCUUGGUAUUGGCGUCCUUAAAUCGAUUGGUCGACCUGAUGUGCAACUCUGAACGCGGCACAAUAUUUCUUAUGUGGAAUCCGGAUGGGACGAACAUCGCUACGGUCGGACUGGACGACACCUUCUCGGUGUGGAGCUUUAUUCCCACACACAAGCAAAAAGCUAUUCUUCGGAAGAAGGAGCAACAGGGAGCCAAGGAAAAGAGCAGCUUGCUGAGCCUAUUUAAAGGGAUGCGGUGAUUCAUCUGGCUGGUUCCUCCAUUAUUUUAAAUGCGUUUUUCUUUCUUAAGUUAUCAUUCGUAUGUUUGUUUAUUUCCAACCAAUUGUAUGUUUGUAUGUUUCACUGAUUAUUCAAAUUCAAGUAUAUUGCUUCCAUAAAAAUUCAAAUUGGAUAUAUAACCUGGA